Arabidopsis lyrata subsp. lyrata is the source of this 527-nucleotide messenger RNA. Its product is annotated as 30S ribosomal protein S5, chloroplastic-like. The record is from RefSeq and is a predicted model, not a curated record. Gene Ontology annotation, biological process: translation. NCBI's taxonomy places the organism in Eukaryota, Viridiplantae, Streptophyta, Magnoliopsida, Brassicales, Brassicaceae. Gene Ontology annotation, cellular component: ribosome. Bases 56 to 379 code for a protein of 107 amino acids. The transcript has a single exon. Gene Ontology annotation, molecular function: structural constituent of ribosome.
UUGCGUUGUGCACAAUCAUUUUAGAAGAAUCGGUUGGUUGAUAGGCAAUUGAGCUAUGUUUUGGGAACAAUUGGCGAGGGUUUAUGUUUAUGAAUGUUUUGGUUAUGUUUUUAGAGGGUUUGUUUGGUUUUUCUUUUAUAGAUCAGAGGGUGAUUAUGGAGCAGCCAAGGUGAUGCUUAGACCGGCUUCACCAGGUACUGGUCUGAUUGCUGGAGGAGCGGUCAGGAUCGUGCUAGAGAUGGCAGGAGUCGAGAAUGCUUUGGGGAAACAGCUCGGAAGCAACAAUGCGAGAGCCACUCUUGCGGCAGUGCAACAGAUGAGACAGUUCCGCGAUGUUGCUCAAGAGCGUGGAAUCCCCAUGGAAGAACUCUGCAAGUGAAAACUCAACUUCACUUUAUCAUUUUCACUCUUGUAGUGAUGUAAUUCUUGAGAAAAAUAUGUUUAUUUUGAAAUACCAAAUCAUCAUAUUUACCGUUUCUGUUUCUCAUUAGAAACCCUUUUUGCCUGAAUUAGUACAAUUUCUCUUA